Molecule: messenger RNA, 1068 nt
Organism: Meleagris gallopavo (turkey)
Lineage: Eukaryota; Metazoa; Chordata; Aves; Galliformes; Phasianidae
Gene: ZIC3
Product: Zic family zinc finger 3
Biological process (GO): regulation of transcription by RNA polymerase II
Cellular component (GO): nucleus
Molecular function (GO): DNA-binding transcription factor activity, RNA polymerase II-specific; RNA polymerase II cis-regulatory region sequence-specific DNA binding
Source: RefSeq, a predicted model, not a curated record
GGCGGGGCCGCCGCCUUCAACUCCACCCGCGACUUUCUGUUCCGCAACCGCGGCUCCGGGAUCGCGGACGCGGGCUCCGGUACGGCUCAGCACGGCCUUUUCGGCGGCUCUCCCGGAGGUUUGCACGGCCCCGGAGGCAUCCCGGACAGCCCGGGCUACCUGCUCUUCCCCGGGCUCCACGAGCAGAGCCCGAGCCACACGUCCCCCGGCGGGCACGUGGACAACGGACAGAUGCACCUGGGGCUGCGCGGGGAUCUCUUCGGGCGGCCGGACCCGUACCGCGCCGUCUCCAGCCCUCGCACGGACCCUUACGGCGGGGCCCAGUUCCACAACUACAACCACAUGAACAUGAAUAUGGGCGUGAACGUGGCCGCUCAUCACCACCACCACCAUCACCACCACGGGCCCGGGGCUUUCUUUCGGUACAUGAGGCAGCCCAUCAAGCAAGAGCUGUCCUGCAAGUGGCUCGACGAGAGCCAGCUCAGCCGGCCCAAGAAGAGCUGCGACAGGACUUUCAGCACCAUGCACGAAUUGGUCACCCACGUCACCAUGGAGCACGUCGGGGGGCCGGAGCAGAACAACCACAUCUGCUAUUGGGACGAGUGCCCGCGGGAAGGCAAAUCCUUCAAGGCGAAAUACAAACUGGUCAACCACAUUCGGGUGCACACGGGGGAGAAGCCUUUCCCCUGCCCCUUCCCCGGCUGCGGGAAGAUCUUUGCCCGCUCCGAGAACCUCAAGAUCCACAAACGGACGCACACAGGUGAGAAGCCCUUCAAGUGCGAGUUUGAGGGCUGCGACCGGCGCUUCGCCAACAGCAGCGACAGGAAGAAACACAUGCACGUCCACACCUCGGACAAGCCCUACAUCUGCAAGGUGUGCGACAAAUCCUACACCCACCCCAGCUCACUUAGGAAACACAUGAAGGUGCACGAAUCCCAGGGCUCGGACUCUUCCCCUGCAGCUAGUUCGGGCUAUGAGUCCUCCACCCCCCCUGCGGUGGGCUCGGCCGGCAGCAAGGACUCCACGAAAACGCCGCCGGCAGCCCUGCAAGGGAACCCCGGCCACAAC